AUGAAUCAUUUGACAAAAUGGUUUAUGAAAGAUCAAGAAGAGACCGUUACGAGAAACCAACGAAGAUCCAUGAUGAUGUCUGCUGCUGCCUUGCAAAUCCAAGAUCUGGAAGAAGAGGAUUCACAAUGGGGUGGUUCUUCGAAAGGUCGUUCGUAUACUGCCAGAAGCAGAGAGAUCAUGGAUCAACGUCUGAAAGCUUUAUACUUCACGGAUCCAUGCAGGUACGAACCAAAUAUAUUUCGUAGGCGAUACAGAAUGCAACCUUGGGUAUUUGACAGGAUGAUGCACGACGUGGCCAACUACGAUCCAUAUUUUGUUCAAGGAAGAGAUGCGACUGGGAGAGUCGGCCUAUCCACUGAACAAAAGCUUACAUGCACCAUGAGACAACUCGCAUAUGGGGUCAUAGCCGACUUCUUUGAUGAUUACAUGGAUAUUGCAGAAUCCACUGCCAUCGAGAUUUUGGAACACUUCACCAGAGCAAUAUGGAAUGUGUACCAUGAGCAUUAUCUCCGCCGACCAACACCGGCUGAUCUGCGACGACUUCUCGACAAGGCAGCAGAAAGAGGAUUUCCUAGAAUGAUCGGGAGCCUCGAUUGUAUGCACCGGCAGUGA
Fragaria vesca subsp. vesca is the source of this 612-nucleotide messenger RNA. RefSeq lists its product as uncharacterized. The transcript has a single exon. The coding region runs from base 1 to 612 and encodes 203 amino acids. The record is from RefSeq and is a predicted model, not a curated record. NCBI's taxonomy places the organism in Eukaryota, Viridiplantae, Streptophyta, Magnoliopsida, Rosales, Rosaceae.